GCGCAAUACGAAGGCCUAGUGCCUUGGGACCAGAUACUGGCUGUGACGGCAUUUCUUGCCAUUGCGGGCUUCGUUGGCUUUGAAAUGCUCAUCCUCGUCUUCACCGUCUUCAAGCGCCAUACGGGCAUGUACUUCUGGAGCAUACUGGUCAGCAUCGUCAGCACGCUCGGCGCAAUACCCUUUUGCGUUCUCUUCGUUUGGUAUCCCAUCAAAUAUGCGGUCGUCUCGGCCGUCGGCCUCGCCUACGUCUACAGCAUCAUCAGCGUCGGCAACUCCUUGAUCCUGUACUCCCGGAUCAACCUGGUUACCGGCGGCCGUCGGCCUCGCUGGUUGCUGUACCUGAUCAUCGCUAGCGUGGUGGCCUUCCAGGUACCGCAUCUGAUCCUACUACCUGCGGCGGCCGUCACCCGAAACCCACGCUACAUCCAGCCGGAGCUCGUCCUCGGGCACAUCGCCGUGGUGGGGUACUGUGCGCGGGAAUUCGUCAUCUUGAUCAUAUUUGCAUACGAGGCGACUCGAAGCCUGCGGCCGCUGCUCUACAUCCGAGGCACCAAGACCCGAGAGGUGAUUAUUUACCUGAUCGUGGGUGGAAGUGUGGCGUUUGUGCUCGACACAGCGAACGUGGUGCUGGAGUUCGUGGUCUCGCGACCCAUCACGGCGGGCUUCAUCCUCUUCGCCAGCAGCCUGAAAGUCAAAGUGGAAUUCGCCUGCCUGAACAAACUCAUUCGCUUCGUGCAUUCUACCGGCCGCGUCGGGUCCUCGGGCACUGACACCUUACCGCUGGACCAAGACCUUACAGCACCGGUCGGGACCGUUAUGGUCGCAGCUCCCAAGCGUCGUGCCAGCUCGCACCCUCAAUCGCAACCUCAGCCGCAAACCCAACGGCAAUACCCUGAAACCACCCAGACCCAAGCUCGCCCCAGUCCACAUCCACGUCCUCACCCGCAUUCCUCCACCCUUCCGCACGGGGACGACAGCAUUUCAAUCACAUCGGCUGAGUCCGAUUCCGUGACCACCCCUCCUCGCGCCCUCACCCCAGAGCAUGCAAGCCACGAGCCGGAUGUCGAGGCGGCUAUGAGCAGCUCCCAUAUCAGCUAGCAUAUCCCAAGCACAGAGAACCAACACCGUUAUCCCCUCAGUACUGGCUACCCAAUGAAGCAACACCCUCAUUCCUUCACUCCACAGGUACCCAACACCCCUCACCCACUGAACAAAACCUCCUGCUUCUCACCCCCGAAUAUAUUCUCCCUCACCUUCCCUCUACCGCAUCGCAGAGACAAAGGGGGAGUCUGCUGUCAGACCUCGUGUCUACACCCUAGCAACCCCCCCCCC
Aspergillus heteromorphus CBS 117.55 is the source of this 1332-nucleotide messenger RNA. RefSeq lists its product as uncharacterized. The coding region runs from base 85 to 1098 and encodes 337 amino acids. NCBI's taxonomy places the organism in Eukaryota, Fungi, Ascomycota, Eurotiomycetes, Eurotiales, Aspergillaceae. The transcript has a single exon. The record is from RefSeq and is a predicted model, not a curated record.